GGCCGCACGGCCCUAAUGGAAGCGGCGAGGGAAGGCGUUCUGGAAAUCGUCCGGGGCAUCCUGGAAAGAGGCGGCGAUGUUAAUAUUUUUGACAACGAAAGACACCACGCUGCACAUUUUGCGGCCAAAGGAGGUUUUUUUGAGAUCCUGAAGAUUAUUUCUGCUUACGACGGAGAUGUGGGCCUCAUCGCCAUGAAUGGAAACACCCCCCUUCACUAUGCGGCUGCGGGGGGCUUCGCGGAAUGCUGUAAAUUUAUCGGGCAAAGAGGCUGUGAUCCAACGUGGAGGAAUCUGGAGAAGAAGACACCCAGAGCCGUCGCAAAAGACGCUGGAUGUAAAGCAGCAUCCAAGGAGAUCCGUAAAAUCGAGCGCCGUUUUGCCAAAUAUUCCAAGCCGAAACCCGGGGUGAAGAACCCCAACCCGCCCUGGGCUGUCCGGCUACAUGACUGGUCUGUGGAGCACCAAGCAAGCCUCCGGGAGGCCUUUGAGGUGGUGGACCGAGGCGACGGCACCGUCUCCAAGGAAGACUUCCUUGCCAUCAUCGAGGAGAGGUGUCCCUUUGUGGAUACGGAGCAGCUCCCCACUGUGGCUCACGCUCACGAGAAGACCCGUGCCGGGGGAGUGAACAUCGAGGAGUUUCUGAGGGGCAACCGGUACUUGCAGAAAGCGUUCCUCCUCUCGUCUUACGGCCCCAAGAAGAAGAAGGGGAAGAAGGCGAAGGGCAAGAAGGCCAAGUUUGCCAUCCCCUUGCCCAUCUGUGUCAUCCCAGAGGCGUCUCGGCCGCGGCGCCCCGAUGGCGGGCCCCCCGACUACAUGGUCCAGACUUACCAGAACAUCACCGACUGCAGCCGCUUCAACCGCGACCACCCGCCCGAGCAUCCCAUACAGGACGAUUCCUGGUGGUACGUUGAUGACCCGAUGAAAAACUUCUCCAACAUCAACUACCUCACUAAGGCUGGAGACCUCUCGUCCCUGAAGAAAGCGUUUGAGUCGGGGGUCCCGGUGGACGUGAGGGACCAUUUCUACAAGACACCGUUGAUGGCCGCCUGUGCGAGCGGCAAUAUGGAAGCCGUGCAGUUCCUUUUAGAGAAAGGGGCCAGUGUGAAUGCAACGGACAAUUUCAUGUGGACCCCUCUCCACCACGCAUGCCACGCCGGUCAGCAGGAUAUCGCUGAACUCCUCGUUAAAUCUGGAGCAAAUAUAGAUGCCCUCACAAUCAACAGCGGCACCCCGCUCAUGAGAGGCAUCGAGAGCUCCCGUCUGGACACGGUGCAGUACUUAAUCAACAGCGGUGCUAAAGUUCAGCUGGCAAACAGACGAGGUCAGAACACGCUGGAGAUCGCCCGGGCCUACGCUGACAACCGUUUAGUCCACUUUGUGCAAGAUACGAUGGACCGCUUGCCCCACCCGCCCGAGAACAAGAUGGAUAAGCAGAAAGGGAAGAAAGGUGCCAAGCCUAAAGCACCUGCCCCGCCACCCAAGCCCAAGCCCCCCGACUCUGCUGCGAAGGAGCCAGGGAAGGAGGAGGUAAGGAGCACCCAGUUGCCAGAGCCUGUCGUGGAGAAAUCUCUCUUUGAAGAGAAGAAGGAAACCCUCAGGGACAACGUCGUCCACCUGAACUCAUUGAUAACUCGAGGAGCUACCAGGAAAGUCAAUAUCACUUUCACACCGAAGAGAACAUGGAGUCCAGAAGCAUCGACCAAAGACCUUCUCAGGAAGAGGGAGCUGCGUCGGCAGCGUUUUACUUACGAGGUGGACUUUGAGGACUUCAUGAUGCCCUUUAAGAGGAAUUUCAUGCAGAAGGCUCGUAACCUGAACCAGGCUUUGGCCUUACGCUGA
Gekko japonicus is the source of this 1839-nucleotide messenger RNA. RefSeq names its product ankyrin repeat and EF-hand domain containing 1 (gene ANKEF1). The transcript is spliced from 7 exons. The record is from RefSeq and is a predicted model, not a curated record. The coding region runs from base 16 to 1839 and encodes 607 amino acids. Gene Ontology annotation, molecular function: calcium ion binding; protein binding. Lineage: Eukaryota; Metazoa; Chordata; Lepidosauria; Squamata; Gekkonidae.